CAUUUGAGCAUCACGAAGGGCACGACCAUUUAUUAGAAGAGUAACAAGGGAUAGCCAUCGCCUCUCUGCCUCACUUCUUCGUGCCUUGAUCCGUCCUACGAUCCGCACUCAUUCUCUCCUGCAACAGCGCGAGAAAUGGCCCCAAGCAACGAUGCCCACCACCUGGGCCCGCCCAAGCCCGCAGACCGGGUGCUCCUGAUCACCUAUCCCCGGACGGCCUCGAACCUCCUCGUCAGGAUGCUCUCGCUACCGGAUCAGCCCAACGUCGUCUCCAACGAGCGGGGCGGCUACUUCUUCUGGGACGCCUUCAUGAACGAGCGCGACACGGUCUGCAGCCGCCGGCCCGUCGAGCAGUGGGAGCCCUCCGAGACCGCGAACCUGCGGCAGGCCUUCCAGCAGAACCUCGACCACAUCGAAGCCAGCUCGCAGGCCGCCCUCACCCAAGGCAAGGUCUUCUUCGCCAAGGAGCACACCCUCUGGCUGGCCGAACCGGCCGCGAUGGCCCACUACCUGGCCACAGGCAGCCGCAGCCAUCAUCCCUCGAUGCGACUGGGCGUGCAGGUACCCAAACCAUACCUCGAUCCCCAACCCGGCAGCGGCAGCGCAGCAUUCUCCCCGGAAAAUUUCACCAUCCUCCCCGACGCAUACCUGGCCUCGUGGCGCGCGACCUUCCUCAUCCGCCAUCCGGCCCUGGUGUUUCCCUCCUUCUACCGCGCCCUGCACGGCCUGGAGAGGGAGAGCUUCUGCGAGCCGCGCAUGAUCGAGCCGUUCCUGGAGCUGCACGCCACGCUGCGCUGGACGAGGCUGUUGUAUGACUGGUACUGUGAUCGCGGGAACGCACGGCCUGCGUUGCCGCUGCUCCUCGACGCGCAGGAUGUCAUUCACCGUCCCGAGGUGGUCGCCAAGUACUGCGAGCUCAUCGGCUUGGAUCCGGAGAAGGUCCGCCUUCGCUGGAGUCAGUCGGAGCGGCGGUCGGGGGAGGAAGAGGAUCCUCGUGCCCGGGCGGAGGCGGUCAUGCUCGCGACGCUGGAUCAUUCCACUUCUCUGCUCAAGGAGAAGACUCCCACGUUCGUGGAUGUCGGGGCUGAGAGGGAGAAGUGGGAGCAUGAGUUUGGGGCAAGGGUGGCGGAGCAGAUGGAGAGGUGGGUCGAGGGUGCCAUGCCGGAUUAUGAGUACCUGUGGAUGAGGAGGUUGCGGGUGGAUUGAUGCUGCAUGGAGAGUAGUUGUUUGAGGCAGAAUGACACAAGACCCUUAUUGAAUCUGAGAUCAGACUAUCUUGUGGUUGAAAGAUCUAUCUCGAACUAGGAUUAACUUGCGUAUGAGGCUGGCAAGGUUGUGUUUCUUCCCCAGUUCAUCUCCUUAUCUCAACUGUUCUGCUUGAAGGCCAAAGUAAAAUGGUGCAUGUCUCCUAGAUCUCCUAGAUGGCGCAUCGCACACGCGUGCAACCAGAUGAAAACAUUAUGCAGUGCGAUGAAUUACGUUUGGAUCUUUAGGAG
This is a messenger RNA of Aspergillus fijiensis CBS 313.89, 1496 nucleotides long. RefSeq lists its product as uncharacterized. The transcript has a single exon. Lineage: Eukaryota; Fungi; Ascomycota; Eurotiomycetes; Eurotiales; Aspergillaceae. Bases 136 to 1206 code for a protein of 356 amino acids. The record is from RefSeq and is a predicted model, not a curated record.